AUGGAAGCCGCGUGCCAGUGCGGCGCCGUCAGAUUCACCACGCCCCUCCCCAACCCCCUGGCGCUCUAUGUCUGCCAUUGCGACGACUGUCGCCGCCAGGCAAGCUCUGCGUUCGGCUCCUCUGCCAUCUUCCCCCGCUUCAACCUCCCGGACUCGGAGCUUCUGAGCUGCUACAGGCGUCCGACAUCCACGGGCCAGACUCUUUAUUGUUACUUCUGCCGCAACUGCGGCACACGAAUGCUCCAUUCAGUACCUAACAAGAACGUCAUCUCCAUAAAGGCAGGCUGCAUCCAGGGCCUGGACUGGACAAAGGCAAUCCACAUCUGGGCCAAGAACGCCAUGGUCCCCAUCCCCGAGGGCUCGGAGUCGUACACGUACGGUCCCCCCUCGUCGCGGAACAGCUGCGCCGCGUACAGCUCGCCCGGGUCGUCGAGCGAGGGCUCGUACGACCAGCCGGACGAGCUGAUGGGUAACGGGAGCUGCCAUGUUGAAGAUGGACACGAAUCUACUAAAUGA
Messenger RNA from Clonostachys rhizophaga, 516 nucleotides. Lineage: Eukaryota; Fungi; Ascomycota; Sordariomycetes; Hypocreales; Bionectriaceae. The record is from the annotation of a GenBank genome assembly.